This is a messenger RNA of Triticum dicoccoides, 637 nucleotides long. RefSeq lists its product as uncharacterized. Lineage: Eukaryota; Viridiplantae; Streptophyta; Magnoliopsida; Poales; Poaceae. The record is from RefSeq and is a predicted model, not a curated record. Bases 95 to 442 code for a protein of 115 amino acids. The transcript has 2 exons.
CCAAGGCAAGCACCAAGUCCACUCCUCCACAGCUAGCUCUAGCUCCUUCCGUCUCCUACAUACAAAUCCAUUCCGUGGAUCGAUCUCUCCGACGAUGCCUCGGCUGCUCCUCUUGUGCCUGGUGUCCAGCCAUUUCGCGGUGACCGCCGUCAUGGCGCGGCAGUUCCCCGUCUUCCUCGUCGACGGUGGCGCCAUGGCAGCAGACGCCCCGUCUGCUUCUGCUUCCGAUGCCUCGCGUCUGCAUAGGCACUCCCUUUUGGAGUCCAGAUUCGCAGGGUCGCCGAUGGGCUCGUCUGACCACGGACUACGGCACGGCCCCUUCGACAGGCACUUCGCCGGGGGCAAGAUCAUACUCGGCGGCCUCGCGGUGGCCAUCAUCGCCGCGGUCUUCUGCUACAUCCGCAUCACCAGGGCCAAGAAGAUCGUCGAGCCAAAAACUUAGACUUCUUUCUCUUCCCUGGUCCAGUGUGCUGUGUAGGCCUUGCUGAAAUCCUUUUUUCAUAUCUCUGAUGUCUGGAAUCAUGGUGUGCUUGGAUUAAAUGCAUGAGUGAACGAUGCAUGUCAAGUUCUUAUCAUUGGAUGGUUAAGUAGUAGUAGUAGUCCUCUUUGGGUUGAGUAUUACUUUAUAAAGGGCCUA